Messenger RNA from Contarinia nasturtii (swede midge), 1461 nucleotides. RefSeq names its product fasciclin-2-like. Gene Ontology annotation, molecular function: protein binding. Bases 1 to 1446 code for a protein of 481 amino acids. Gene Ontology annotation, cellular component: neuron projection. Lineage: Eukaryota; Metazoa; Arthropoda; Insecta; Diptera; Cecidomyiidae. The transcript is spliced from 5 exons. The record is from RefSeq and is a predicted model, not a curated record.
AUGAUAUUAUGUCUGUAUGAAAAUAGAUUCCAAGUUAACCCGUUGACGGGACAAUUGAAUAUAUUGAGACUGACAAAGGAUGAUUACGGAAAUUAUACUUGCCAUGCAAAAAAUUCAGCGGGUGAAGAUAAAGCUAAAGCGCUUAUCAAUGUAUUGAUUCGACCACGAAUCUAUGAAUUGUUUAAUAUUACACGUCCUGAAAACGAAGAAGCUGAAAUUAUUUGCAAAGCCACUGGCCGACCACCACCAGAGAUUACUUUCCGUCGCUUGGGAUCAUCCUAUGAAUUCAUUCCGGGCAUACAAGAAUCACUACUAGGAUAUACGAGUAUUUUCUUGGAACAAAGUGGUGACGAAUACAAAGGCGAAUCGACUGGUGUUCUUCGUUUUGAGACAUUGCAUCGAUCUGACGAUGGAUUGUAUGAGUGUAUUGCACGUAAUAGAGUCGAUUCAGCAUAUAAAAAUGGCCAUAUUACCGUUGAAUAUGCACCAACAUUUGAACAUAUGUCAGAUUUACCACCAGUUUACACAUGGAACGAACAAAGAGCAAAUCUCAGUUGUUUGGCACAAGGUUUUCCAAAUGCAACAAUCGAAUGGAAAUGGUAUGAGCGUCCAAUAAUAGAGCUAAACGAUCCAAAUUUGCAAAUUGAAGGAAAUGGACCACGAAGUGAUUUAUUGGUUAUUCCACGUGCACGUGGUUACUAUACUGCAUACAAAUGUGUUGCCAGAAAUCGUCUUGGACAAGCUGAAUAUUUCAUGGAAUUGCGUGAAGCUCACAUCCCCGAUGUUAUUCCACAAGCCAAAUCGGUCGUUGUCACCGCCACAACAAUUACAUUCGAAAUUCUAUCGCCACCAUAUUACCCAGGUCUUCCAAUCACCGCAUUUGCCGCACAAUACAAAGACCGAAAUGAACCGGAUUGGACAAAUGCAUACAAUCGCUCUUGGUCACCAGAUUCACCGGAUAGUAAAUUCACGGUUGAAGGUCUUCGACCACAAACAUUCUAUGAUUUUCGUUUUGCUGCAUUGAAUAAAGUCGGUUUAGGACAAUGGGGUGCAUAUGUAGCACAGGCUACAUCAGUUCGAUCGGCGCCCGAAUCACCCAAAAUAUUGCACAAUCUAGUCCAAAACAUCGAUAACAAAGACGAAGAACCAUUUGUUGUUUCACCAUAUUCCGAUAAUUUUGAAUUAUCGUGGAGUAUCGCUCCAGAUAAUGGUGCACCAAUUAAUUUCUAUCAAAUUCGCUACUGUCCAGUUGACGGCGCUUUCAAUGACAUCGUUCAAUUAUGCAAAAUGAAAUAUGUUACGCCCACUAAAAUGACUGAAUUACGCGAUGAUACAUACUAUCGCAUUCAAAUCAGUGCCCAUAACGAACUCGGAAUGUCAAAUCCGGCCACAUUACUCAUGAAAACGGCUGUAGGUGAGUCAAAAGUUAACAAUAAAAAAAAAUGAUUAUGAAAUUUAUUG